AUGGAAAAUGUUAUUCCACAUUUAGAUAUACAGACUACAAAACUGCAAGAUUAUGUCGAUGGAGUACUUGGCCUUGGGCUGAAUAAUGUAGGAACAAACAGCAAACCUUUUAUCAGGAGCAUCAUCGACCAAGGUAUUAUUGGAACCAAAGUAUUCAGUAUAUGGUUGAAUCCGGAAUAUCAUUCCAGUGGAUAUAUAACAUACGGGGACAUUGAUGCGCGGUGUGAACUUUUAAACGAUGACCGUCCAUUUUAUUUCUCUUCAUAUGUUUUCUCGGUCCAUUCGUUGGAAAUGUUUCAUUUUAUUGGAGCGUAUCUCAAAGCUGAAAUUGACUUGGAUGAGGUGCUAUCUAUGCCGCCAGCCAUAGCAGGUAUGAUAGCACGCCGUGUUGGUGCCCAGUUUGACCCUGGCAGCAACAGGUACUGGAUAGAUUGCAAUGCCAGAUUUCCUGACCUCAUGUUGGAUGCUGAUUUGCCUGGAAAAACUAAGACCAUACCAGCGGCUCAACUUAUUCUCAAUGACUUUGAGCCCAGAAACAUGUGUGUCUUGGCAGUGGUUGGAAGGGAUCAGCCUUCGUUCGGUCCAACGCUUACACUAGGCGUACCUUUUCUACAUAGUUACUGUGCUAUUUUCAACAUCGAUGAAAUGAGGAUGCAAUUUGCCAAAAAUCUUGAUAAUCGACAGUUUACAACGGUUUCGAGUGAAACAGCGACUAGUACGAGUCGACCGGCAACGUUCUCAAGUAAACCAGUGACCAGUGUCUAUCCACCGAUAACGCUCUCAACGGAAGCAACAGCAACGGAUGCUAGUACUUGCAAGAUGUUUAUUUUGAGCUCACUAUGUGUGCUUCUUUUGAACUCGUUCUGA
This is a messenger RNA of Cylicocyclus nassatus, 867 nucleotides long. The record is from the annotation of a GenBank genome assembly. Lineage: Eukaryota; Metazoa; Nematoda; Chromadorea; Rhabditida; Strongylidae.